AGAACAGUGGCGGAUCUAAGGGGGAUAAGGCGCAUUACUUUGCAGCUGAUCGCGAUUUGGUCACACCAACUGGUUACCCCACCCCCCCCUUCUUAGCAAAAAGCUAGACUUGCUACUGGCUUAGUCUUACAAUUAAGGAAGUUGGAAAUUGGAACAGCGAGAACCAAGAAAAAAAUCAAUAUCGCAUAAGAAAUGAAUUUAUCAUUUAGGUACCGAUUAAUUGAUUUUUAACCUUGCUCGUGGUGAUUCUGUCCCCCAUAACACAGAACUGAUUGCAAAGAGAUUGUGGUACGUAUUUCGAUGGAGUGGAUCUUAUGACGCAGGUGAAGGCAUGUCUAUGGCCUCAUGGUGUGUUGUUUUUCCGCAUCUCUACAUAUGCAACGAAGAUGAGUGAUGGAGGGCGUUAGAAACAUUUACCUACCACUAUUGGUGUUUUCAGUCCCUCUUGCUACGAUAGUAAACGGAAGCAAUUGUGGAGAUGGAUACUUUCUCAACUAUACCUUACCAAUCUUCGGUACGUGCUUGGAGAGAGAACAUCCGAACAGUGGCAUGUGGGGGACCAUACCAAAACUUAUCCCAUUUUCAUCCGCUAUCCCUGCCCCGGCCAAAGGAAGGGACGCAAUGGGGAUACCACCAGGCUUUCGCAUCUGCAAAUUUCCCGACUGCAUGAUGGUUCCAUGUAAGCCUGGCCGGUGUGAAGAGACGAUGGAAAGCUUUGUCUGUCACUGCCCAAGUGGAAUUACAGGGAAAACAUGUGGAAUGAGUACGGGGAGAGAAACAAAUUCUCCUGAAUCAACCGAGACUCUGGUGACAGAAGGUACGGGGGUAGUAACAAGUUCAGCUGAUCCAACCGAGACUCUGACGACAGAAGGUACGGGGAGAGAGACAAGUUCGGCUGAACCAACCGAGACUCUGACGACAGAAGGUACGGGGAGAGAGACAAGUUCGGCUGAACCAACCGAGACUCUGACGACAGAAGGUACGGGGAGAGAGACAAGUUUGGCUGAACCAACCGAGACUCUAACGACAGAAGGUACGGGGAGAGAGACAAGUUCGGCUGAACCAACCGAGACUCUGACGACAGAAGGUACGGGGAGAGAGACAAGUUCGGCUGAACCAACCGAGACUUUAACGACAGAAGGUACGGGGAGAGAAACAAGUUCGGCUGAACCAACCGAGACACUGACGAUAAAAGAUUAUGCCGUGACCCCUUCAGUUAUUGAUUGUCCAUUAAAUAUCAACCAGUCUACAGAACUGGGAAAUGUCGGUUCAGUCGUUACCUGGGCACCACCGAGGGUCGCCCAUGCAUCCGGUACACCUACCGUCAUUGCCAACAUCAACCCAGGAUCUGUUUUCAAUGGCAGUGAUGAGAACGUGGAAGUUUUCUAUACAAUAUCUGAUGGGAGUGGAUGGAUCGAUGAAUCGUGCUCAUUUCGAGUUUCGUUGUAUUACGUGGACACCACGCCCCCUUUAGUUACCUGGUGCCCAAGAAACAGGACAAUCCUGGCUAGUGUUGAUACUGUCACAGCCCCAGUUUACUGGGAAGAACCAAAUGCAACGGAUGCGGCUGGUAUCGCCUCAAUCACCUCCAACCAUGAGCAAGGAUUUGAAGUCGCGGUUGGAAGUUCCAUUACGAUCACAUUCAAUAUUACGGACAGAUCUGGAUUGACCAAUAGCGACUGCUCAUUUACUCUAGAGGUUCUUACGGAAACUCAGGAAUGGAAAUGCACGUCAUCAAAAUGUUACAAUCUGGACGAGCAGCAACGUAAGUGGGCAGUUGCUAAGGCAUUCUGUUCAGGAUUAGACCCGGUACUUACCGUUUCUGGGUACAGAUCGCCAUCGCUUCUCUUUCAUAACUCUAACGAGGAGGCCGCCGAUCUACGGAACCUGCUCAGUUCCCAUAGCGAAUGGGUGUGGAUCAACUGUAACGACCACUUCAAAGAGGGAGAUUUCAUCUGUGAUGUGGAUGGUGCCGGAACCAAGCAAUCCUCAGAGUGGUGGCAUAACGGUGAACCAAACAAUUUGCUUGUCUCUGAGGACUGUGUAAUAGUCAACUAUCCGCUGAUAACUGAUCGUCUCAAAUGGUUUGAUGUACCAUGCUCAUCCCAAUGUCUCACUGUUUGUCAGUUGAUACUCGGGCAAACCAAGACCUAGGAAAGCUUUAAAGUGCCAACGAAUUGUCGAGAUGCCGACUUGAUAACGAUAUGUUAUUUUGCCAAGUUGACAAAAAGUUUUAUGUCAACAUGGCGAGAUAGCGAAUAUGUUCAUGGUGACAUGCAUAUAAAAAGUAAAUGACACGAUUUGAUAAAGUAAAUGACACGAUUUUAUUUUAUAUUCACAUCAUGCACGCACCCUAUACAGUUGGAAACGAAUCCAGGUUAUGUUUUGUUUGUCGACUUGGCGAGAUAAUAUACAUGUAUGUCAAAUGAUAGCAUUUUAAUAAAACCAAGGGAACAAGAGUCGUACAGGGUUUCAGGAAGCCUGUCAUCACUGUUUGAAUUAUAAUUAUAGAGCGAUUAUUGAAAGAGUCAAUGACUUGUCCUUCUCAUUCACUAUCGAAUUGUAAUCUGGAGUCAAUAGCGUAUUCUUGCAAUCACUAGGCAGACGCUUUCUAUAACGCACCAAUUCCUUUGAAAAUGAAGGUUGAAUCACAAGCGACAGCUGAUAGACUAUUGUAGAAAGUUGGUGGACCGGGAUAGCAGAUUGUCCGAAGAUUCGAAAGUGACGAAAAAUUGCAAAUAUGUCGUUUGCCCACAGCCCAGGACACUACCGUUUUGAUUCAUCGAUAUUCGACAAAAGCCGUUUGUCAUUGAAGGGGUUUUGACAAAAGAUUAUCCGCAUUAUAGAAAGUGUCUGCGUAGUGAUCGAUGCGUAGCAAAAAAUGCCUUAAUACUACUAAUACUCAGGAGAACAGAUUCAAGAACAUAGAAAAUGUAUUGUUAAAGCCCUUCAUAAAAAGGAGCAUCCAAGAAAAUUGAUGGACCAUACCUGUUCUGACCUGGACAAACGACAAAUUUGCAUUUUUUCGUCAGCUCCAAAACUCACACAUUUUCGACAAAGACCUCCCUGCUGUUCUGUGUCAUUUGGCGAGCAAUCCCAAUAUAUUUAUCGUGUUCUUGAAUCCGUUCUGAGUCGCCGUGUGAAAAAUCCCUACUUACAAUAGAUACAAAGUUCUCAAUUGCUAGGCUAGAAGUGAUGAGGAUUAAUCAAACUGAUACUGUCAUCCGAGCCGGACAUUUAAUUUUCUUGAUGUCAAAAAAGAGAUCAGCCAAACACGUUAAUAAUCAUUUUGGAUAUUUCAUUUCAUUUUUAUUGCACCUGAUUAUAGAACCAUCCGUAGAUGAAAGUACUGGUGUUCUUUAAAAGUUUUUAGAAACCCCUUCAAAUCUCAUAAUGUUGUAUUUCUCCCAUCUCUAAAAUAAAUCUUACGGCAUAAACUAAUACUUGUGAAAGUUUCAUGCUUUAGUAAAAUUUGCACAAUUGUUUUUUUUUUUGAGCUUAUCCGCUCUACUAUAUAUGGUCCAGUAGGCCCUACGGUUUAUCCUACGUUGAUGUACUUCUUAUUUUUGUAUUCGUUUUAGUUGGUAUUUUUUGCAUUGAGUGGUUUAAUACGCACAAUCCUUCAUUUGAAAGUAGGGCUGUCAAUUUUGAAGAAGUAGAACAUUUGGGAUAUCGCCUGCAUACCCAUUGGAUUCCUAAUAUGGUAACCAUUUGUCUCAUUUAAAUUCUAAAUAAAUAAUUAAAACACCUUUUCCAGAGAAUUUAUUUUAUACAAUUAAGUGACUUCAAAUACUAUUUGAAUACUAAUUUUUCAUAAAAAUUGAAGGCUUUGUUCAGUAGAAGUAGUUCGAGAUUAAGAAAAAUAUGCCAGCCUGUUUACUGGAUUUGGAGAUGACAUAGUAAAAGUAGAAACAGAUGUAUAAAGAAGUGUUGUUCCCUGUAACUAAACGAGAUGAAGAGAUGUGUGAAAUAAUUGUGGUUGACAAGAUGUUUUAAACAAGUAUUCUUUCAGAAAAAAGGCAGCCAGUUAGGUUUCAUUCUACCAGGGAAAGUAGGAGACUUUUCGGUUGUACUAUUAGUGCGUUCCGGUAAUACUGUUGCAAUUUUCUUUUUGAUGAAGCAAUGGAAUUAGCAUAGGCUAAUGCAUUAAAGCACAUUUUAAGUUUUGUUAAGUCUAUUUAAAGUGCAUUUCACAACUCAAAUUCAUACCUUGAUUUACAAUUUAUGCCCUGAAACAAUUACAGAUUGGAUGAAGACUUAACCCUAUCUAGACCAACUUUCAAAUGUUCAAUGGCUAAAAAAACAAAACAGUUUUGACGGUCACUAAACUUUUGUAGAAUAGGAUUGUUAGCUGAUAUUCUGUUAUAAGUCACAUUAUUGUCUCUGUACCAUAAGUCUAUAUGGGCAAUCCAAGAUGAUGAGGGUAUUUCUUUCAUAUUUCAAAUGACUCCUUCAUAAAUGAGUUAUGUUUUCAAAGUUCACUGCAUUUUAAAAUGUGUAGGAAUUACACGGUUUACUAUAUAACUACCUCAUUUUCUUCUGUUAUGUCUCUGUUUAAGAGUAUCAGAAUGAAAAAAAAUAAAUAAAUAUAGGGCUUUUGCAUUGGACAGCGGACAACCGAAAUGCAUUCAAACUGGAAAGUCUUGGUAAUGUAUAUAUUUUUCAGUGUUUUUUUUUUCAUUUUGGUUAUCAUAAGCAGUCUAAAAUAUGAGACAUCAGAAAUAGAACUUCUUACUCGCCAUGGCUGUGUGCAGGGACGUGUCUAAGGGAGUGGUUACACGGGCACCACUUUCAGGGGGGCUUAAAAAGGGAAAAGUGUUUAUAAAUCCUACAACUAAAGUAAAUGUAACGUCAUUUACUGUAUUUACUGUAUUCAGUGAAAAGUUCAUAUCUUUAAAAAAAAUAUCCAAUCGAUGUAUUAUCAGGCACAAGUAUUCUCUGGGACCAACUGUCAUGCCAAAAUAUGAUUCCAAUAAGUUUGGGACAUGAGCCAUUGCACUUUGAUUCUACACCAGAAUUUGUAUGUUGUUUGACUAAAUGUAAAUAGAUAUCUGAAUGUUUGACUUGCUGUUGUAAUUGAAAUGCUCAUUUGGCCAAAUUUUUCUCACUAGUUUCCGUCUGUUCAUCAUGUCCUUUGUGUUAAACUUAAUCAAUGUUUUAUUGUUGCGUGAAUAUCCGUAGACGAUCAUUUCAUUAAAGAUCACUUAUCCCAUGUGUAUUCACC
Messenger RNA from Lytechinus pictus (painted urchin), 5224 nucleotides. Its product is annotated as hyalin-like. The transcript has 16 exons. The coding region runs from base 394 to 2154 and encodes 586 amino acids. NCBI's taxonomy places the organism in Eukaryota, Metazoa, Echinodermata, Echinoidea, Temnopleuroida, Toxopneustidae. The record is from RefSeq and is a predicted model, not a curated record.